AUGGUCAAAAUAACGUCUUUUGUUACACUCGGCCUGGCUGUUUGCACAGCAGCGUCAGUGACGGGAAAUAAUACAAAGCCCAAAUACAAGGAUGCGUCGGCACCAGUGGAGGAGAGGGUUUCCGAUCUCUUAUCCCGAAUGACUAUUGAAGAAAAGACAGCCCAAUUAAUCCAAGGCGAUAUUUCAAAUUGGAUGAACACUACAACUGGAACCUUUAAUCGGUCAGGCCUUGUCGACAACAUGAAGAUAAAAGCUGGUAGUUUCUAUGUUGGAUAUCCUUCACCAACUUCAUGGAUUGUAGAAAACAUCAAAAAUGGCCAAGAUUAUCUCCUCAAUCAGACAAGGUUGGGGAUUCCAGCUAUUGUUCAAUCUGAGGGAAUCCAUGGAUUCUUAUUGUUGAAUGCAACAAUCUUCAACUCGCCAAUUGGCUAUGCUUCUGCGUGGGAUCCGGAGGUACAAUCUACCCGCAAUAAUAUUGCGAUGUUGGUUCAAGAAAUGGCCAAGGUUAUCGCCCGUGAAGCUGCUGCUAUUGGUGUCAACCAGGUCUUUGCUCCAGUCGCCGAUGUGGCCAGAGAGCUGCGCUAUGGAAGGGUAGAGGAGUGCUUUACCGAGGACCCCUAUUUAUCUGGUGAAAUGUCGUACUCGGUGGUUACCGGCUUACAGAGCCUAAAUGUGUCUGCCACAGUGAAGCAUUUCCUCGGCUAUGCAGCGCCGGAGCAAGGGCUGAAUACAGGCCCAGUGCACGGGGGCGAAAGAGAGCUUCGUACGACUUGGAUGCCAUCCUUCAAAAGAGCAAUUGUGGAUGCCGGUGCCUGGGGGAUCAUGGGAGCCUAUCAUUCGUACGAUGGUCUCCCAGCGGUAACGGAUAGCGAAAUGCUCACUGAUCUCUUGCGGGGAGAAUGGAAUUAUAAGUACUGGGUCAUCAGUGACUCUGGUGCAACGGACCGAGUAUGCACUGCAUUUAGAAUGUGCGAGACGAAUCCCAUCGAUUCUGACGCGGUAACUUUGGCUGUUCUGCCUGCCGGCACAGAUGUCGAGAUGGGUGGCGGCUCUUUUAACUUCGAACAAAUCCCAAAGCUUGUUAGUGAGGGCCGACUAGAUAUAGCAACGGUCAACACCGCUGUAUCGCGGAUAUUGAGGACCAAGUUUGAAAUGGGUCUCUUUGAACAACCCUACCCUUCUUCCGUCGCAAACCAUUCGUGGUCCUCCCUAAUUCAUACGCCUGAAGCGGUUGAGCUAGCACGUACUCUUGAUCGAGAGUCAAUUAUUCUCCUGGAGAACCACAACAACAGUCUGCCUCUGAAGAAAAGCGGUAGCAUUGCAGUUAUUGGGCCAAUGGCUCAUGGAUUUAUAAAUUAUGGUGACUACGUCGUGAAUGGAAGCCAGUAUCAUGGCGUGACACCAUUGGACGGCAUCAAGGCAGCUGUUGGAGACUCAGCAACCAUUAAUUAUGCACAAGGAUGUGAACGCUGGAGUAACAACCAGUCUGGAUUUCCAGAGGCCGUAGCGGCAGCCAAAAAAUCCGACGUUGCAGUUGUCGUUGUUGGCACAUGGUCCAGGGAUCAAUAUGAGCUCUGGGCUGGAUACAAUGCGACAACUGGGGAGCACGUGGAUGUUAACAGCUUAAAUCUUGUUGGAGCACAAGCUGACCUCGUCCGCGCCAUUGCUGACACUGGCAUUCCCACCGUUGUUAUCUUCUCUUCAGGAAAACCGAUCACGGAGCCAUGGAUUGCGAAUAGCACUUCUGCCCUCGUUCAACAAUUUUAUCCAUCCGAGCAAGGCGGUAAUGCUCUUGCAGAUGUCCUUUUUGGCGAUUAUAACCCGUCUGGCCGGCUUUCGGUCAGCUUUCCCUACGACGUUGGUUCUCUUCCCGCGUAUUAUGAUUAUCUCGCUUCUGGCAGGGCUAUUGGAGACUCAGGACAUGUCGAUGCCAACGGGACCAUUGCUUUUGGACAUCAAUAUGUGAUUGGCACGCCAGAGCCAUGGUACCCGUUCGGGUAUGGAAAGUCAUACUCGACAUUUUCAUAUUCAGGCCUGUCUUUGAAUAAAGCCAAUGCUACUGUCUCUGAUACCAUUACCGCGGAGGUGCAAGUUACCAAUACGAGCCCCGUGGAUGGUAAAGAAGUGGUCCAACUCUACGUUGUAGAUAACAUCGCCAGCGUCGACGUUCCGAACCGAAGACUAAAGGGAUUCAAAAAGGUGGCCAUCAAGGCUGGAAAAAAGGCGACGGUGCAGAUAAAUUUUGCAGUUAAAGAUCUAGGCUUGUGGAAUCGCAAAAUGCAGUACACCGUAGAGCCCGGCCAGUUCACUAUCCAAAUUGCAAGGAGUGCGACCGAUAUCAUCGGGAACGCGACAUUGUACGUAUCUUAA
Molecule: messenger RNA, 2370 nt
Organism: Talaromyces proteolyticus
Lineage: Eukaryota; Fungi; Ascomycota; Eurotiomycetes; Eurotiales; Trichocomaceae
Product: putative beta-glucosidase
Exons: 11
Coding region: 1-2370 (789 amino acids)
Biological process (GO): glucan catabolic process
Molecular function (GO): beta-glucosidase activity
Source: RefSeq, a predicted model, not a curated record